This is a messenger RNA of Xenopus tropicalis (tropical clawed frog), 866 nucleotides long. RefSeq lists its product as uncharacterized. The transcript is spliced from 3 exons. Bases 31 to 822 code for a protein of 263 amino acids. The record is from RefSeq and is a predicted model, not a curated record. NCBI's taxonomy places the organism in Eukaryota, Metazoa, Chordata, Amphibia, Anura, Pipidae.
UGAUUUAUGCUGUUAAUGUGUUGCUAAGCCAUGUUCUUAUUCAUUGUUUGUUGUGUCUUUGUGCAGAAGAAGUUCGAGGGCCGUGGGAGACUCCCAGCAGGGAUGGGUCCCGUACGUCCUCACUCCUUUAUUUUUUUCAUCAUAAUCAUCAUAAAUGGAUUGUUUUUUCAUUCAACAUCAGCUGUGAAGGUGCAAAAUUUAACCCUGUUCAAGCCCAAGCUGACGCUGCAGCUGAAUACCAGGAAUGUGAUACCCUGUUCAUUCUACACAGAGCGUUUGCUCAACCCUCUCAAGGUAGAGCUUGAGUGGGGCAAAAUCCCAGUGGGUAAGAGCGAGUACAAGCCUCUAAUCCGCCUGAGUGGAAACCAUGUGAAAAACCCCUCUCCUGAUUUAAUGGACCUCUAUGACCUUUUUGUGUCUGAGAUUCCAAGAGGGAACUGUUCUUUGGUCAUUCGCCACACAAAAACCGAAGACAGCGGCACAUACAUGGUCCGUCUAAAAGUCAAAGGAAAGCUAUACGAGCCUGUUCCAUCUAUCAAAAUUAGGCUCAUGAAUCUGCAAACAGAUGAGUCAUUGUCCCAUAAUAGUGAGAAAGGUGCCAGAUCCCUGAAAGAAAAGGGAAAAAAGAAAGAACCAACAGCAACCACCACUCACAUCACUACCACACUGCCAAGGACAACAGCAAUGACCAACGAAAGCGAUUUUAUCGGCUCAUACAUCUUUCCAAAACUUAAAGGACAUGAGAUGACAGCCCUUACAGUAGUGCUGGUUAUUGGAUCUGUCCUUGUUGCAUUCUCUGCAUUGGGAGUCGUUGCAUGGUAAGUCCUGGAGUGCGCUGAAAGGAAUAAUGAAAGCACAGAGGGACU